Messenger RNA from Anopheles coustani, 5410 nucleotides. RefSeq names its product serine/threonine-protein phosphatase 4 regulatory subunit 3 (gene flfl). NCBI's taxonomy places the organism in Eukaryota, Metazoa, Arthropoda, Insecta, Diptera, Culicidae. The transcript is spliced from 11 exons. Gene Ontology annotation, molecular function: protein phosphatase activator activity. Gene Ontology annotation, cellular component: protein phosphatase 4 complex; nucleoplasm. Bases 612 to 4646 code for a protein of 1344 amino acids. Gene Ontology annotation, biological process: DNA damage response; protein dephosphorylation. The record is from RefSeq and is a predicted model, not a curated record.
UGUGAUAGCCAGUUUUGCGAGUGCUCGUCGAAAACCCGUAAAGGAAAGGUACGGCAUCCAAUUGGCUUCGUAAAAUCGAUUCAUUGAACGGCAGAAGCAUAGGGGAAAGCGAUAAAAUACGAGUACAGUCGUACGGAACGCAUUUUGUGCCCGGAAAAGUAGAACCAUUUCCGAUCCUAGCCAAGUCUGGUUACGGUAAGCAAAAGCCAAACUGUGGAGCAGACAAAACGAGGUUUUUUGCAUAUGUGUUACGAUUCGGCGUAGCUGUGGUAGGACAAAAUUUUCAUUCGUGUAUUUGUCAACUGCUAAAAGCGCAUCGUGUGAAACGCAAUCAAACCGAUAGUGACCAAUUGGUUGAUGGACGAUACGAGUGCACCUGAAGAGAAACGGCCGGUUUGAGGACAGCGGCCGGGCUUGUCCGGGAGCGUCCGUCUGCGGCGGCCGAAGUACGGUACAGUGUGAGUUGAUUUUCUUUUCCCGAAUUUCCUUUCCUUUGGUUUGGUGGUCCACAGGAUAGAAGGACGAUCAUCUGUAUAUUCAACGUUAAAGUCGAUGUGCAUUCAUAUCUCAAAGAAAACUAGUGACAGAACCAACGAAAGUGUGUUUUGGGGAUGAAUUAUAGUGUAAGGCGCAGUGCUAAGCGAGGCCUACGGAAAAGUGAACUUUUGAGUGCAACAAACAACCGAAAAUCCACCAGCUUUUUUAGAUCGUCGCAACGAUAUCCUGUUGCCGUUGCUCAUUACACGGUUGCUGUGGUACGUGAAGAGCGAACUCGCAGUCUCACUCGGAAUCAAUCAGCCUCCGAAACGGCGACAAUUGAGUACAGCGAGGAAAAAUCUGCUUACAAAAUACUGAAGAAACGAAGGAAAAAACACUCUUCUUCCUCCAUCCUUGGUUUUCGAGCGAUAGGCCAAGAACAGGUACAGCAACAGCAGAGACCGUCGCUGCUACAACAGCACCAACAACGCUACCGGCCACCACCGCAGCACAAUCCUUCGAAAAAGCAGUUGCGCGCACGUGAACAGUUACAACGCCGGCACCGGGCAGUCGAACGAGUUGGUGCGUACCACAGCGACGAUCGGAAGCAAAUUGGUGGUGCUGGUAGUAGUGGUUGCAGCACCAACAGCAGCAAACGCGGCCGGAACCAGCGGCAGGCGCCCGUUUCAGGAGCGACAACAACGAGUUGCUGCGGAAACAGCAGGAACAAUAGUAUCGGUUCCGGCGUCGUCAGUGCUAACGGCAGUCGACGCAACAUGACGACCGACACUAGACGACGCGUCAAGCUGUACGCCCUGAAUGCAGACCGCCAGUGGGACGAUCGAGGAACCGGUCACGUCACAUCCAGCUAUGUAGACCGUGUAAAAGGUGUAUCACUUCUCGUGCAUGCAGAGAACGACGGUUCGAUGCUGCUGGAAAGCAAGAUUCAUUCCGACACAAUCUACCACAAGCAACAGGACACAUUGAUUGUGUGGAGUGAGGGCGAUAAUUUUGAUCUGGCGCUCAGCUUUCAGGAGAAGGCGGGUUGCGAUGAAAUAUGGGAAAAGAUUUGCCAGGUACAAGGAAAAGAUCCGUCGGUGGAAAUAACACAGGACGUAGUAGAAGAAUCAGAAGAUGAGCGUUUCGAGGACAUGUCCGAUUCGGCGCCGCCGAUCGAACUGCCACCGUGUGAGCUAUCACGCUUGGAGGACAUUUCGGAGGUAAUUGCCAGUGGACUAACAACAGCAAACCGAAAAGAUAAACUGGCUAUGGCUAUCGAGUCGGAAAACUAUAUCAAAAAGUUGCUGGGCCUGUUUCACAUCUGCGAGGACCUGGACAAUCAGGAAGGGCUGCACUAUUUGUACGAGAUUUUUAAGAACAUCUUCCUGUUGAACAAAAACGGUUUGUUCGAGAUCAUGUUCGCCGAGGAUACGAUCUUCGAUGUCGUUGGUUGCCUCGAGUACGAUCCGUCCGGCAACCCGCCGAAGAACCAUCGCCAGUAUCUGAAGAAGCUGGUCAAGUUCCGGGAGGCGAUACCGAUCCGGAACACGGACCUGCUGGCGAAGAUACACCAGACGUACCGGGUGCAGUACAUACAGGACAUUGUGCUGCCGGCGCCGUCCGUGUUCGAGGAUAACAUGCUGAACACGCUGUCCUCGUUCAUCUUCUUCAACAAGGUGGAGAUUGUAACGCUCAUCCAGGAGGACGAAAAGUUCCUGGACGAUCUGUUUACGAUGCUGACCGAUCCGCAAACGCCGGACUCGAAGCGUCGAGACAGUAUACUGUUCCUGAAGGAGUUCUGCAACUUCGCCCAGUUCCUGCAGCCGCAAGGCAAGGAAACCUUUUACAAGACGCUGAUCAGCCUCGGUGUGCUGCCGGCACUGGAGAUAACACUCGCAAUCAACGACAAGAAAACGAAGGAGGCGUCCAUCGACAUACUGAUCACGAUUGUUGAGUAUUCGCCUUCGAUCGUGCGUGACUAUACGCUGCAGCAGUUCAACAACUCGGACAGUGAUGAGACGCUGAUCAACAUUUCCAUCGAGCAAAUGCUGUCGGAUUCCGAGCCAGAGCUUGGUGGCGCUGUUCAGCUGAUGGGUGUGCUGCGAAUCUUGUUGGAUCCGGAAAAUAUGCUGAGUUCGUCGAACAAGUCGGAGAAGUCUGAUUUUCUCAACUUCUUCUACAAACACAGCAUACAGACACUGAUUGCCCCUCUUCUACGGCAAACACAAACCGAGAAACCCGUCAGGGAGGACUACCAUUCGGUGCAGCUGUUGGGGUUGGUCUUGGAACUGCUUGCUUUCUGCGUGGAACAUCACACCUACCACAUCAAGAAUUGUAUCAUCAAUAAGGAUCUACUGCGGCGUAUUCUCGUGCUGAUGAGCAGCCGACACACUUUCCUCGUGCUGGGAGCACUUCGAUUUUUGCGUAAAAUAGUGGCUCUGAAGGAUGAAUUUUACAACAGGCACAUUGUAAAGGGUAAUCUGUUCAAACCCGUCGUGGAGGCGUUCAUCCGUAACAAUAGUAGGUACAAUCUGCUCGAAUCGGCGAUACUGGAGCUGUUCGAGUUCAUCAAGCUGGAGGACAUAAAGUCGCUGUAUACGUACUUCGUGGAAAAUUUCGGACAAAAUUUCGAAGACGUGCAGUAUGUGCAAACGUUCAAGACACUCCGAAGCAAGUACGAUCAGCAGCAGGAUCGGUUGAAGGAGAAGGAGAAGGUUAACUUGGAUAGUGUACCCUCAAUUUUGCGGAAUAGUAAUCGUUACCGGAGGGAUCAGCGACAAAUGGAGGCCGAGGAGGAAAUAUGGUUCAACGAGGACGAGGAUUACCCUGAGGGCGCAGGUAAAAUGUUCGACAAAAAAGCUAUGGACACAACAAGCAGCCUAAAUGGGCCGAAGUAUGGCGGUGGGCCUUCACAUCCGCUCCUCCACACGACGGUCACUGCGACAGCUACAUCCGCCGACGAAUCUGAAACGGCGAACAUGCUGACCAUCAACAACGGUACCGAUGGUGCUGAUGUUACCGGUAGCGGCGGUGGCCUCGUGCCCACCCCUUCUGUCGCUGGUGGCGAACACAGCGGUGGCGAUCUGCAGUCCACAUCGUUGGAGCCGAGCAGUAGUCUGUCGCACGCGAUUGCGAGCAACAAUGGCCUUCAGUCGUCGUCGGUAGCAGUGGAGAGCGGCAGUUCCUUGGAUGUGAAUCACCACCUAAAACAGCAUCAUUCUCAUGUGUUGGGUCAUGGUGGUCCGGUCGUCAGUUCGGCUAGUUUGACCCCGGCGGAGGAGUCGGCGCUGGAGGACGCCAACAGCCUUGUCGUGAGUGCACUCGGCGAGAGCGACCUAUCGUCGGUGUACCAGCUGCAACCGUCUACUGCCAAAAUUGACAAAUAUCCUGCCACUGUCGAGUCACCCGCCAGCAGUAGCAGCAGCUCCGGUGAUGAAGUUACUGCUGUUGCUCCUUCUACAUCGUCCAUUCCGGCCACCGGUGAUGCGUGUCUCAAUGGGUUGGCGGUCGUUGUUCCUGCGGAGCAUAGUAGCGCAGUACCAGUAGCUUCCACAAACAUCGACGAUGGAGCGAGCUGCAGCGUCAGUAGUGAUCCCCCCGUCAGCGCCAUCAAAACGCUGAACCCCGCAGCUGAUGAAUCUCUUCUUGGUGGAGAGGUGGAAACUUCCACGCAGUUGUCAGCGUCGGCUGCUGGAAGAGUUCAUGGCACGACGUCAGAUGCUGCGUCAGCGGUAGUUACGUCCACGGAGAUGAUGAUGAAUACUGAUAUUAGCGCUGAUGCCCCGGCAGGAAGCAGUAUCAGCAACAGCACCUCCGGCGAUGCUAAACCGACCGUUUCCGACGAUAGUGAGGGUAGUCGAGAAAAUCGAAAGCGAGCAUUGGACAGCAACGAGAAUGGCGAUGAAGUGAGUACCACCUCUACGACGUCCUUGGUAGUAUCCCCCGUGCUAGACUCUGCUCCCGCCGUCGACGAACCGAACGUGUCGGCUUUGGAAGAUACACCGCAGGCUACUUCUUCCUCCUCAAUGGGUUCAACAAGUGCAUCCACUUCUUCCGUUGUGGGUGGCCUGAAAAAGGGGCUCGUCGACUACGAGGGUGAUUCCGAUGACGAGGACGACGACGAUGACACAGACAGCAGCCCGGCACAGAAAAAGGCGAGAAUAGCAUAGCACGUUACGGCACCACCGUUCUCCGCCAAAUGUCCGUAUCAGCAACGCCAUCAAUCAACAACAACAUCCACAUCAACAGCGGCGGCGACGGGUUGCAACACUACUAUAACUAAUUUUACUACAACUUCAAAUACUAUAACUACUACUACUACUACUACUACUUCCACUACUGGUGCGGAAGUAGAGAGGAACGUGACUGCCUCUGACAGCAAGCCCAACGCCACCAUCACCGUUGGCCUCCUUCCAUCCGUUCUAAGUUCCGUGGCUCCCAUCGAUUCUAUUUCAUCCUCGGCUCCAUUAGCAGAGGAAGAGCACCAGCAGCAGCAGCAGCAGCAGGACAUAACGACGAUGCGAGAAGGUAGUGACGGUAACGACGCAAUCAGUGAUCCGUCGGCCGAUUGUUCAAGCGUUAAGGAACUUGACUCUACCAAUCCAUUAUCGACAGCGUGAGGUCGCUCUGCUGGCCACUGCCACUCCAUCGUUUGAUGCCCAUCUCAGAGCUACUGAGUCGACGGGGGUUGGUUUGUACUGCCGAACAGUUGGUUGGUUUGUAAAUUUAAUUUUUCAUCUCAUACAUUACAUAUACAUAAUAUGAACAACGUUUGUAUGCCGUUAGAAAACAAAACAAAGAACAACCACUACCACCUUUAAAUGGGAUGCGCACGUAACCGCGACGUUUUGAACGUUCUUUGUGUUUUCGGUCCUCCGUCGUAUACUGUUUUUAGUCUUGUACGCAGAAUAAAAUACUUUUAUCGGAAUGAGUA